CUGUUUACAAUAUUGUGGGAAUGACGAAAGGCUAAAGGGUCAAUAAAUCCAAAAAGGUAAAUCAUGUUGGAGGGAUUAGCAGCCUAUCUCCUGAACAACUAUGUUGGAAAGUAUGUUGAAAACCUCAACACAAAACAGCUUUCCAUUGCUAUCCUCCAAGGUUACGUGGAACUAGAGAACCUGCCUCUGAAGCGAGAUGCUUUAAGUAGUUUGGACCUACCAUUACAUGUCAAGUCAGGUUUCAUUGGAAAGAUAAAGCUGCAGGUACCAUUAAACAGACUGAGCAGUGAACCAUGGGUAAUUUCCAUGAAGAGACUGUAUUUGGUAGCAGGGCCAGUCAAACACUCCCAGUUCAAUGAAGAGAAGGAGAAGGAAUAUGAAGAGAGUAAGAAAAUGGCAAUGCUGCAGGCUUUGGAGGAGAAAUGGAAGAUUUUCAAAGAGGAGAAAGAAACUUAUGGUACCUCGUGGUUUUCCUACGGAGCAUCCAUUGCCACCAACAUUCUGGAGAAUUUACAGCUUAAAAUAGAAGAUGUCCACAUCAGAUAUGAAGAUGACGACUUAAUUCCUGAACGUCCAUUUGCCUUUGGAAUUGUCAUCAAAAGUCUAAGUGCACAGAGCACUGAUUCAGAAUGGAGAUCCAAUGUACGCAAUGUAACAGACAUUAAAUAUAAACUGGUGGACCUGCAGAAUUUCUCCCUGUAUCUGGAUACAGAGGCCAGCAUGAUAGGAGACCUUCCCAGGGAGGAUCUGUAUACUGCUCUUCAGGGUGACAAGUAUGUCUCUUACAAAACCACACAAUUUAAGGUGCAUGAUUAUAUCCUGUCACCUGUUAGUGUUCAGACCAAGCUGAAGAGGAACACAUCCUCCCUACCUCUCAGAUCUCCGGAUAAUCCACGGAUCAGUAUGGAUGUGUGUCUGGAUACUGUGGCCUUCUGUCUGAGUGAUGAUCAGUAUCGAUGUAUCAUAGAGUGGCUUAAAGAGAUGGAGCGAUAUGAACGACGCCGUAAAAAUCGCAAGUGGAGACCAGCAGUCAAAGUCAUGCAUGGCCCGUCGACAUGGUGGAGAUACGCUAUUAAUGCCACACUACACACCAUACAAGAGAAGAGGAGAAAACUCACAAAGGAGUUCAUGGUUCAGAGAGUAAAGAGUGUGUGUGUUUAUCACCGAGUGUACUCAAGCUAUUUACAGACUAAUCAACUCAAUCCAGAGGACUCAGCCACCAAAACAAAGUUGGAGACAGAUUUAAAGUUUGAUGAAUUGAAGAUUCUGCGAGAACUAGCCUACUAUCAUGUGAAACAGCAGGGAAAAUUAUACAAGACACCUGAGCCAGAGAAGGCAGCAUCACCACCACCAGAAGAACAAACUGGGGUUUUGCAGAGGUGGUUCCCAGGAUGGGGAGGGUGGUACGGCUCUUCUCAGACAGGGGCAGAGGGUGGGGCCACCACACAGGCAACCACUCAGGAAGUGGGAGAACCACCAACAAAAAUUAGGAAGAAUGAUUCAGAUCUAGUGAUUGAACAAGAGCUGAGGGACGUGGUACAGGACACCUCAGAGAACACCUCCCUGCUGAAGAAAGACACUGUAUUUGCCCACAUGAACUUCAAACUGGAAUCGGGGGUUUUCAAACUUCUGACAGACCAAACUCCAUCUUCUGCUGGAGAACCAUCAGGAGUUGAUUGCCAGCUGGUAACAAUGAUGGAGUUGGAGUGUUCAUCCAUUAAUAUGUUGUUUGAGUCACGGCCCCGCAGUAAAGCCAUGAAGUUUGGUGUCAAUGUUGGGGGACUGUACCUCCGGGACAAACUCCUGGACAACUCCGUGUUUCCUAACAUUAUUGCUCCACAGCCAAAGGAACGAAUCCUCUCUCUGGCUAGAUCUCCUCAGAGCAGUUUCUCCUCACGACAGGAGAAGCCUUCAGCCAGUCUUCCCAGCUCGGGGGUUUCCAUGGAUAAGAUCUUUGAAUUGUUUUAUGAGAAAAACCCAGUUAAUAGCACAGCUAAAUAUAGGUUGAACAUUCAAACAAAGCCUCUGGAUGUUGUAUAUAAUCCAUCAUCUGUUAAGAGAGUACGGGAAUUUUUCUCCACCAAGAAAAUGAGCAGUUCGAGACUUUCACAGCUCAAACUCACAGCAACAGCAAGACAUCAGAUUCAACAGAUCAAGGAACGGUCCAAGGCAGAGCUCAAGCAAGCCCUGGAGGAUUUGUUUGAAGGCGAGGAGGGGAAGCACGUUAGGUGGGACAUCAAUCUCGACAUCUCGGCUCCUCAGAUUAUGGUUCCUGAGAACUUCUAUGACCAGUCGUCCAACAUGGUGGUUCUAGACCUGGGACAUCUCCACCUCUACAACAAAACAAUGGAUGCAGCCGCCACCAAUCCAAAAGAUGAUGAGAAUGAUGACAAUGGUGAUGAUUUCCAGACCCCCAUGUCAACCCCACCCAGUGAGGCGGAGAGGGUGGAGCCAAUGGAAACCAGUGACCUUUCUAACUUUGCUUUGUCGGAAGCCCAGCUCUAUGACAAGCUGUAUGAGAGGUACUCUCUGGACCUGUCUGACUUACAAGUUAUGGUGGGUAAACCUAAGGACAACUGGAAACAUGUGAAGGGGCGGGGCAUCACACACCUACAUGUGGUGGACAAGUUCAGCAUCAAUCUACAUUUUGAGAGGAGGUUACUACACACAACAGAUCCCGAGUUCCCCAGUAUGAUUGUGUCGGGAAACCUGCCCUCUCUUACUCUACAUGUCAAUGAACAAAAGGUGUCAGUGAUGAGGAAGUGUGUGGAGAUUCUAUCGACACCUACAGCUUACGUAAGUCCCCAUGCUGUACCAAACUCUGAGAGUACCAUGUCUAUGACAGAGUCCAUGUCUGGAGACCUGAGUGACAUCAGCUCCUCCAUCAAUGGCGCUGACAACAGGUCUGCACGUGAUAAGAAGGAUGAAGACAGGAGCAGGUCAGCUGUGGAGGAAUGCCGUCUCCUGUGGGGCCAGUUCUCCAUCAGCUCCCUAAAGCUGGAAAUUCAUAGCUGUGGACGACCUUUGGCAGAGCUCCAGGUCACAAAUGUUAAGGCUGGGGUCACUAAACGACCGUUCGACACCGCAGUACAGGUGUCUAUACACAGCCUGCUGAUUGUGGAUGCCUUACAAACUUACGGUCCAGAUUUUGAGUUGUUGGUGGCUUCACACAAACAUAUCACACUGGACAGUAAGAGCGGGAGUCUCUUGGGCUCAGACCCCUCAUCCCCUAUGUCACCUACCUCCCCUGUUUAUCCCCAGUCCCCAGAGGAGACCUUACCGCAGCCCUCCUACAGUGGUCAUCUGCAGACUGUUCAGGAGGCCAUUAGUACAGCCAUUCAUUCCUUGUGGACAGCCAAGUCUAAAAACGCAUCUAAGGAGCAGCUGAAGUCGGAGGCUGGUCGUAACCUUACGUCCCCCACGCCAGACUCUGAGGCCCUGAUCAGGCUGGAUGUGGAAUUCAUCGAGGAAGAAUCACCCAGCAACAACUCCGGAUGUCCACUGACUGUGGCUAACAUUCAGUUCAACAGUUUGGAUGUUAUAGGAAAUUGUGAAACAAUGAUGGAGUUACUAAACUUUGUAAAGAGGCUGUCUCCGUCCAAGGUCAAAGAUAGCAGUGGCGGUUCCCUUAGCAAGUCAUCUAUUGUCAGCAACUUGUCAGCAGGAACCAGUUCAGUGCCUGACAGAAUUGAGGUGACAGCAGACUUUAACAGAUUAAACUUUUUGGUGAUGAGAAUUGAAGAGUUGGAUGGACUAAAACAGGCCCAUAAGGUUGCCACAGCAACCAUGUCUUCUGCUAAGGUGCAGGCAGCUGUAGACAAGGAUUUGGAUGUGGAGGGUUCUCUGGGGGGCUUCCAUAUCAUGGAUGUGUCAUCGGAAGAUCUCAGACACCAGCAUGUCUUCAGUGUGGGGUCAGACUCAGCUCUCCGACAUUUUCAUGAGGCUCCAAUCCGUGACAUGUACAAAACUGCCCAGGAGUCCAUGUUUCGUAAAGAUCAGGAGGAGGCUUUUUCUUUCCGUUUUCUGAAAGGCAUGCAUCAAGUGAAAACCCUUCAGAACAUUGAGGCAUCACCAAGGAUGAGAAACAUGUCAGAACAGGAGGAAAAAGUGAUGAAUGUUCAUCUUGAACUGGCCUCCAUUUGUUAUGUUCACUCACCAAAACUGUUGCAUGACAUAGCUGACUGUUUUUCUGACUUCAAAGAUUAUACCAGUUCAGUAGCGACAACCAUUAAGUCUGCUGCCUCUGAGGUAGCCACUAAAAUCGUCAACAAGCGGUCCUCAGAUGUUUUAACUCUGGAAAGUUUUUCAAAUUUAAAUGAAAGUACAUUUUACUCAAGCCUUUCACUGGAUGAAACUAGUCAGUUGGAAAAUUUCAGUGAUGAACCAGAAACUAAAAUUAUUCUGAAUGCACAAUUAGAAACCCCUGUGAUAGUUAUUCCAAGGACUUCUUCAAGUUCUGAAGUGCUGGUGGCACAUUUAGGAAAAAUCACAAUUAAUAAUUCCCAUGAUGCAAUGCAAGAGGAAGAAGAGGACAGGUCUGUGAUAUAUCAUGAGCGAUUGAGUGUUGAGGCUAAAGACAUGAAUUUGUAUGCUGUAGACAUUGAUAAUCCAAAAUCCAAAGUAGAAAUUUCUCUUGAUCAUAGUGUCAUGUACAAGAGUGUAUACAAUCAGGGUGACUGUGGAGUUCCCAUAAUGCAUGAUACAACAGUAGAAAUUGUGAUUGGACUUGGUCACACAAAUGUUUCACAGGAACAAGAAAUUGAGACAGUAUACUUGGGAGAGGAGUCUUUUAAAAGUAGUCCUGCAAAGACUGUGGCUCCUCAGAAUGUGAUGGAGGUACUGGCCAAAAUUCCCACCCCAAUCAAACUAGAGCUUUGUAAAGGAGUAUAUGAGCAAGUGUUGGAAACAGUGGACAAUCUUACAUAUGAUGAAAAAAUUCGUGGAAUGGGUGCCAAAAAUAUGUCAUCAUCUGCUAGUUUUACAUCAUCACAGAGAGACAAAGAGUCUUUGCAUGAUAUCCCAGAAGACACUGCAAAGAAUGAUGAGGCAGUUUUAUCAAAAUCUGAGUCAAAGUCAGAAGAUGUGGGAAUUAUCAUGAAAAUUUCUUUUGAAGUGCCAGUUUUCAAUGUUGAAUUGAAGGGAGAUUUUGAUGAAGGUGAAAAAGGAAUUGUGGAUCUUAAACUUCACAAUUUUUUUCUGGAGUUUGAGAAGAGUAAUUCUUACAGUACAAAUAUUGAAAUCCAGCUGCAAUCUCUUACUAUGGAGGACUUGCUUGUAGGUGCAGAUUCAGAUUAUAAGUACCUCUUAAUAUCUAGAGUAUCAAAGGCAGGUGAUCAAGAUUACAUGAGACCUAGACUUUUCUUGUCCCAUUCCUGCCCUGAUAGCACCAUCUUUAUGCCAACAGCCACACUUCCAUCAUCACUGCCUUCCAGUUUUUAUGACAGCAUGAGCCAUUUGACAAAAGGAUCAGCUUCUGAUAUGGGCGGCCAAAGAGCCUUUCAAUCAUCUAAAGCUUCAGGAUUUAAAAAAUCCACUGGAAAAGACUCAUGUCCCCGAACCCCUCCUCCAUCACGGCGAUCCUCAAGGCGAUCGUCUGUAGACAAACUCAAGAUGGAUGACUUGGUUCACAUCAAAGUACAGCUUAUUGACAAAAACUCACCAGAAUAUAUAGAUCACUAUAACAGGACAAACCGUUUUAUCGAUGUGGACUUUAACUGCCUGGAUGCCAAUGUUAAUCUCCAGACCUGGGUGGUGUUGCUGGACUUUUUGGGGAUGGGGGCCAAAAUUCCUGACGCAAGUCAGCUGGAGAAGGGGGUGGACAAUGGCAACCAGAGUCUUUCCCUGUCAGUUUCAGAUGAGCCUUCGGUUAACUCAGUUGUUAAUCUUAAAGUGGAAAGUUUCACAUUGAUUCUUAACAAAUCAGAGUAUGAGUUAUCGAGGGCCAAUGUUGAGCUGCUGUCUGCUCAUGUGAACCUGCGAGAUGAGAACAUGGCAAUUUCAGGUCAGCUCGGUAACCUUUCACUGAUCGACAAGUCCCCGUAUGGAAAGCUGUACCGUGAGAGAUUUGUCACCGUGGGGGAUCAGGCUCUGGUGUUUGAUAUAUUCAAGUAUGGCCCCCCGGAUCCUAACCUGGUAAGGGAUUGUGACAUCAGCGUGAAGUUACAGAUGGCAUCCGUUCGCUACAUUCACACUAACAGGUUCCAGAUGGAGUUUGUGGCAUUCCUUAAACACUUCCUACAACUCCAGGACGUACUGGGGAGGUACAGGGCUGCCUCCGCGGGGAAACGGGUAACAGACAAGGCUACUAGAGGAUCUAGAAUUAAACUAGACAUCAACGCUGACUCGCCCAUCAUUCUGCUUCCUCACAGCUCUCAGACAACAGAUAUCUUAGUGGCUGAUUUAGGGAAGCUUACAGUCAACAACUGCUUCAUUUAUGAUGGGGAGCUGGGGACGUUGUCUUAUGAGCAGGAUGUGAGUGGAUUGAAGAGAACUCAUUCGCAGGAAUCGCUGUCCUCCAUGGCAAUGUCAGAAACUAGUGAGUUCUCCAUAGACAGUUCGUCUGCUGCCACUGGGAUGACCCAGAGUCUGUUCGACAGUUACAACCCACCAAUGGGAGCUAUGGCAAAUCCUAUGCUUCAGAGUAUCUAUGGAAACCUGGAGCAGGACCAGAGAUCCGAAACCAGUGUGGUCCGGCACAGUGUUGAUAUUUAUGAUCCGACAGAGAUCGGAAGUACACCAAAGACACCUAACUCACCAGAGGGCAGCAGUGUGGAUCCCGAGUUUUUCCCGGAUUCCAGCUCUCUGUUCUCUAGUUCAAGUAACCUGACUUCCCAGCAUCGGUUACGCAUCAAUGACAGCAUGAGGGAGGGGAAGAUUAAGAAGACCUCCUCCACAAGCUCUCUGAAUCGAUCCAGAACAAUUCCCAAGUCUGAAGCUGAUCAUAUAUGCUUACUGGACAUCCUGAACAUUCAUCUGAAGGACAUGAACUUGUAUUCUGCAGAGAGAGUGAACAAACACUCCUACAAUGGCUCUGGUCAGGAUCUGGAGUUCAAAGCUUUCAUGGUUCAAAAACAGGGUGGGAGUCCCCUAAAGGAGAAGAUUCAACUGACCUUGGUGGUGGAAAGAAAUCUGGAGGGAGACAUCAGUCACUCUGCUCCAGACUUCAGGGUCAAAGGUGUUCUGUCCUCCGUCCACUGCUCACUAGAUACUGCCCAGUAUAAACUGGUCAGAGGAAUACUGGACCAUAACCUGGGGGAAAAACUCCCAGAAUUCCAACAGCCCCUGAUGUCCCAUCUCAUGGAUCCAGUUAUAGAUACUGUGCUAAGUGGUACAGUCUGGCAGGGCAUUGCUAUGGCAAUUGAUCUGAACAAUGUAACUGUGGAGCUGUUGUUGGCCCGUGCAGAUGGCUCUGAGUGUCCCGAGCAGUCACUGGCCAAGUUGGACUUCAUUUGCUCCACCCUUAAAUUUGACAGCUACUCCGACCAAUCAAAAGAUAUAGAUCUGGUGUCAAAUGAGAUUGUCAUCAGUGACACAAGAUUCAGGGAUGCCCCUGUAAAUGUCCGUCCCAAUGUGUUUGAGAGGAUCCUCCAGCCCGGCCCUCGCAGUAAGAAAUCCAAGUCCUUCCAGCUGGAGCUCCACUACAGGUCCAACCAAGAAUCCAACAAGUUUUCUGUCAUCCUGAACAACAUGAAACUCAUGUGUAUCUUUGACUGGAUUCUGUCAGUCCGGGAUUUCAUUAUGGAGAGUCCGGAAGACCCUUUUGCUUUGGAGAAAGUGGCCAGUGAUGGGAAUGUGGAGAUGGGUUCACCUGAGGUCAACAGACAGACGUCGAAAGAUUCCAACAAGGCCACCAGUCCGUUGACCGUGUCCAGUGGUAUCAUGACAAAGAGAGGACCGAUUGUAGAGGAGGUGGAGGUGCCAUUCGAGUUGAAGCUAAACGUGUCAGACACCCAGUUUAUUGUGGUAGAGGACACCACAUCCUGGGACACGAAUGCUGUGAUCCUUAAAAGCACUGCCAUUCUGAAUUUCCGUCCCAAAGCCAAAGACAAAAUCCUGACGUGCACUCUUCAGUCGCUGGAAGUGUUUUCCUGUACACUGACUGCCGAGAAGGAGACAGCCCAAUCCAUCAUUGAUCCACUUACCAUCCACAUUGAUCUCAAUGUUAAUCCGCUUCCCAAGCAUAAGCUGUCAUCAUCUGGUGGAUUACUGGAGGCCUCAGAAGUCCACCAGAAAAAUCUCAUUCUAGAGAUUUCAUUUAAUAUUAUGAACAUUCGUUUGUCCUACAUUGACAUGAAAAUGUUCUUAGCCAUCUUGAACUCCAUCCCAGAACAAGCUGUGAAAGCAGUUCAGCAGAGCAAAUCUGUGGAUAAUGCUUAUCCUGCUGAGAAGUUGUCCACUCUCUAUGACAUGGGCUUCAGUAUGGAGGACUGUAAGAAAUCUCUGGACAUAAACAAGAUGAAGCUGACUGAGGCUGCUGUCUGGCUGACCGAAAAUGCUGUGGCUGUGGAGAGGAGCAAGUCAGGGGAUGGGGGACUCAAUAUAACAGGAAUAGAGGCGAAGUCUUCCUCUGUAUGUGUUUGUCUGAUUGAUGAUUGUGGGGAUUCUGAUGUACCAUUAGCAGAAAUAGCCUUCAACAGCAUCCAGUUCUCACAGCAGAUACACCCGAGACAGGAGGGGAGUGGAUCCUUUGUUUUAAUGGGCGACUAUUACAACAGAAAGCUCUCAGGAUGGGAGCCAUUUCUGGAGCAGUGGAAAUGCCGUUGUGAGUGGAAGCAAUUCCAUCAUAAUACAGAGAAGAAAACAGCGGUUCAGAUCAAUGCACAAGAGGUGUUAAAUAUAAACAUCACCAGCACCCUGUUAGAGCUGUACAACCAAACCAAGCUAACCUGGUCAGAGGACUACUACAAACAGACAAUCCCUGCGAAUUCCCAGAACCAGCCGAACCAGUCAGGUCAUAUGACACUGGGCAGCCAGAGGGGGCGAGUACCAUUUGUACCGUUUAUGUUGUCCAAUGAAACGGGAUGUAUGUUAUGGUUCACCACUGUGACCACUACACCAAGGUCGGGGAAAAGAAAAACUGCACAAGAUGAUCACUACAUCCAGGCAUCGGAAUGGAAGAAAGUGGAACCCGGAGAAAAACUGCCAUUCUUCUUCCAUAACAAAGAGAAAAAUCGCCAUGAGAAAACCCAUGAAUUAAGCAUCAAUCAGCUUGUUGUCAAAGUGGAUGGCUGGAUGAAGCUGACCAAUGUAACGGUGGAUCGCGUGGGGGUGUACUUCAGACACGCCGAACCUGAUGUAACCCAAGCGAAAGGCUUAGCUGGGUUAACCUACAGCUCUAAACAUGAUCCAUCCAGACAGAAGCAGGCAAGAAUUGUAUUUGAUGUCAAACAGGAGGGAAAAGCCCGUAAACUGAUCACAAUCAGAUCAGCUCUCAUUGUCCGCAAUGAACUGGACUCCAGCAUUGACCUUAAGAUGGCCACAGACUUGGGGCUGGAAGGUAAAUUUAAUAUCAUGGAAGUCCCAGCCAAUGGGGCUGUACCUCUUCCUCUUCCAUAUGUAUCUUCCAUGCUUUAUGUCAGACCAUCUGAUUGGCCAGUGAAGUAUUGUAAUGAACCAAUCCAAUGGCAACAUGUUGGAUUGGCAGGAGAGGUGAAGGAGAGAAUUCUGAAGUGUGAUUCCUCUGAAGGACCUGGAGUUUAUAGAUAUUGUGUAUCAGUCAAACGAGAAAAUUAUCCCGAGCAGUUGCUGACUGAGGACUCGAAUCUGAUUCUGCCCGGUCACACUCUAACUAUACGCCCCCCUGUGAUCAUUCGUAAUCUGCUGCCUAUUGAACUGAGGUACUACAUCAAAGACACACAAAUCAGCGGGACAGUGAAGGCCAGCAAAAAGGCUUUCUUACACGCUGCUGACCCCGAACAGGCGCUGGAACUGGGCCUGAACCUUGAAAACUUUCCAACAUGUAAGGAGCUGGUUGUUCCCCCUGUCACAACCGGACCUCAGUACCACAAGGUUAAGAUCCGGCUGUACGACACAAAGAAACGGUUACUGGAGCUGCUCAUCAAGAUCAUCUUCAGGAGGGGAGGGUCAGUCACGAUCCAUGUGACAGCUCCGUACUGGCUGGUGAACAAGUCUGGGCUCCCCCUGGUGUUUAAACAGGACUUCUCUCAUCAGGAAUCGGCCGGUCAGUAUGAAGAACAUGAACUGGCUCGAUCAGUCACACCGCUGCUCUUCUGUUACGCGGACAAGGACUUACCCAGUCUAUGCACAAUGAGAGUAGGAAAGUCCGUUCAGGGCCCAGACAGUGUACCUGUAUGGUGUAAGAGGUUUUCCUUGGAAAGUGGGACAGGCAUGAGGCGACUGAACGUGGUCCCUAAAACAGGGAACCGCCCUGACUGGUUAGUACAACUACAAAGUCAAGUCAAGCUGUCAUUGGCCAUAUGUAUUCCUAACAGGAAGGUGUACAAUAUUGGUAUAGGGGUUCACCAAGGAAAAGGUCUAUAUGCUGACACAAACAUUGUGACCUUUGCCCCCUUGUUUGAAAUUGACAACCAAUCAAGUCACAAGCUUGCAAUAGCUCAGAGACAUUUAGCACAGAAUGAGGAAAUAAAAUUAGAUACUUGUCUGAUUGCCCUUCCACAAUGUAAGCUACCAUUCCAUUGGCCAAGACUUGACCUGGAUCAGUUGUUAUGUGUAAAUCUAUUGGAUUCUGGAUCCUACUCUUGGUCUGGCGGAUUCAGAAUUGACAAGACGGAUUCCUUCCAUAUAAAUAUCAGGGAUGAUAAAAGUGGCAGUCAUCUUCUAAAGGUGGAGAUCGUGAUGGAGGGACCCACAUACUUCAUCGUGAUUGGAGAUGCGGGGGAAGUCCCCCCUCCCAUCAGAAUCGACAACUUGGCUGAAGUACCUGUGGAGUAUUUCCAGAGUGACACCCAGGAGCAAAAACUGAAAGCAUUCAUCCAACCUCAUACACAGCUAUCAUAUGCCUGGGAUGAGCCCAUACUGAAUCCCUCCAUAACACUGAGGGUAAAGGGAGGAACAAGUGCGACAUAUGACAUGGACAAACUAGAGGAAGGGAAGCAACUCUGUUACCCUAACUUUAUUUACUUGAGAGCAGCAGCUUCAUUUGGAAGGAGUCCAACAGGGGAUGAAACUCACAGAGAGCUGGUGUUAGAAGUCGUACAAGACCAGUACAUCAAAUUCUGCAAGAAGGAAAUUGGAAAUCGUAACCAGUUAUGGAGGAUGACCAGUGGUGGAAUGUUGGAACAUGAGGGGUCGAUUUCUCCUCGAGACCCUCACAUCAGGUCCUCGAAUCCUGUAGGGAAGAGUAUGGUUCUAGACAUAGAUGACAUCGCGCCCAGACCGGGGAGAAUUGUUCCCCUUACCCUGAGGAAACGUGACGAGAGGAGGAAAGCGACACAGACAUGGAAAUUCAUUCAGGAUGGCCGAUUGUGCUGUGCAGAUGGGGCUAUGUGUGUACAAACUCUGGGAGGGGCAGAGUGUCUGAGGGAUACAGCUGUAGCUGUUGUAGGCCCCGGUCCACCCAAGGGGAGAAGUGUCCCUGCCCAUAUGAAGAUUGACAGGCAGAGGCUCCUCCCAGGAUCAGGAUGUCUUGCUGUCAGGACGAUCAUGGAUGGACCAAUCAGAGUGCUGCAAAUAACAGAUGUUUCACAAGGGUCUAAUGCUGAGGUGACCAGGAACUACCAAGACUGGGUCGUUUAUGAGGAGAACCGUGUUGCUAAUCCAGAUGUAAAACCAGGGGAGAAGAAAGCCAGUCUAGAGAUCUGUAUGAGUCUGAAGGGAGGCCUGGGUAUUUCCCUGGUGAAUUACACCCCAGAGGAGCUGGUUUACAUCUCCCUACAGAACAUAUCUUUGGAUUACCAAUCCAAUGCUUCUAACAUGACGGUGGAUGUGGCAGUCGCCAAUGUACAGGUCGAUAACCAGUUGUUCACAGCCACAAGGCCUGUCCUGUUGUACAUUACACCAAACCCCAAAAGGGACGUGUUAGAAAACACCCCAGCACUGAAUGUUGUAGCACAGAAAAUCCCAAACUCCAAGUGGAACGCAGAGAUUUAUAAACAUUUGAUAGUUAAUAUGAAGAAGCUGAGUAUUCAGAUAGAGGAACACCUGUUGUGGAAACUGUUACAAUUCUGUGGAUUUGGGUCGACUGACCAUAUGGACGAGAAAAUCACAGAGGGAGAAAAUCCCAGAAAGGCCCUUGCAGCUGCUACAUCAGUGAAGACAAAGAGAUACUACUUUGGACUGUUGAAAAUCCAUACUAGCCGCAACAAUCUAAGCAUGCUUACAGCUUCCAAACUAUCACCUGAUCUGAAAGCACUAAAGCGAGAUAUGUCUUUAUCACUUGUCAAAUUUGAGGAUGCCAAAGUUGAUCUAGACCCUUUUAUCAAAAGUCACCUGUUUGAAACCAUUGUCUUCCUUCAGAAGGAGAUAGCCUUCCACUACACUGAGGAGUUAAAGAGCCAGGCAGCCAAGAUCCUGGGUUCUGUGGACUUUCUUGGGAAUCCCCUUGGCCUAUUUAAUGAUGUCACAGAGGGAAUUUCUGGUCUAAUUAAUGAUGGCAAUGUAGGAGGUCUACUGAAAAAUGUCACGCAUGGUGUGUCGGAUUCAGCUGCCAAGGUUGUUGGAUCAUUGUCUGAUGGUCUCGGCACACUGAACAUGGACAGAAAUUAUCAAGAGAAAAGGGAACAAUUGAGGACAGGUGCCCAGUCCAGUGGGGGUCAUAUACUGGCAGGUGUUAAAGGUUUUGGUAAUGGACUCUUUGGUGCCAUGACCAGUUUAUUUACCCAGCCUUAUGAUGGUUUUAAGGAGGAUGGUAUUGAGGGACUUGUGACUGGGAUUGGUAAGGGAGUGAUUGGUACAGUGACUAAGCCUGUAGUGGGGGUGUUGGACCUGGCCUCUGGGGCUGCUAAUGCCAUCAGGGACACCAGUAGUAGUAGCUCUCGCAUCAGUCCCCCUCCCGUCCGCCUCCCGCGGUGUUGUCAUGGAGCAGGGAUGCUAAUGCCACCUUACUCACAAAACCAGGCCAAGUCACAGGAACUGCUGCAUGAACUCAACAAAAGGAAGGAGAAGGAAUUCUUUAUUGCUGUGGAACAGCUGAGGAGGGAUGACAAGCUGACCUCCUUAAUUACCUCCAAACAGGUGUACUUCCUCCUGGGGGGUGUCCCUGACUCCAGCAACAUCAUCCUCAGGGUCCCGCACAAGGAGCUGUUCCAUUGUCUUGUUAUGGAGAUCAAUGGUAGAUACUAUCUGGAGUUGGUGCGGUUGCAAACAUCAGGCUCUGAUCAACAGAGGGUCCCUCAGAUCAGGUGUGACAAACAGGCUGUGGCAGAAAGGGUGAGCCAGCAGAUUAACUAUGCUCACAACCUGUAUGAAGAACAACUACACACACUGACCUCUACUGAACCAGAAGAAAACUCAUAGUGAAUCACACCUCUACCAAACUAGUGGACAAAUACAGGAAUUAUCUUAUAAAGAACUUGACAAAAAUUGUGCGACAUAUCUAUUUUGUUGGAUUGCAAGAAAUGUACAUUGAACUGAAAGUUACAAUGAAGUUAAGCAUUAGUGAACAAUGAUGUUAAGCAUGAAUGACCAAUAGCAUGAAUGUAUUUUUUGACUGUGUGAGCAGUAUCUGAAUGUACAUAUAAUAGGCAAAGAAUACUUUCCCAAACAAGGACAAUUUUAAUUUUAAUGAUAAUAAACUUUAAUUAGAGACUGUUUUUUUGUUUAAAGUGUUCAUAUUUUACAUGUACUUCAUUAGUUAACAAGAGAGAUGGUUUGUUUUGUUGGUUAUUGAACCAUUUGUUGACUAUUAAAUAAAAUUCCAUUUUAACUGGAAA
Messenger RNA from Ostrea edulis (European flat oyster), 13850 nucleotides. RefSeq names its product intermembrane lipid transfer protein VPS13D-like. Lineage: Eukaryota; Metazoa; Mollusca; Bivalvia; Ostreida; Ostreidae. The coding region runs from base 64 to 13434 and encodes 4456 amino acids. Gene Ontology annotation, molecular function: protein binding. Gene Ontology annotation, cellular component: extrinsic component of membrane. The transcript is spliced from 74 exons. The record is from RefSeq and is a predicted model, not a curated record. Gene Ontology annotation, biological process: protein targeting to vacuole; protein retention in Golgi apparatus; mitochondrion organization.